CCGUCAUGGGCGCGAGGCGUCGUUCUGAGGCGGAGUGAGGGAGGCUCGCAGUCCGUCCGGAGCGGAGGAAGAGGUGGUGGUGGUGGUGGAGGAGGAGGAAUGGGGGCCCGGCCCGCGAGUUUCCGCAGGGGUCCUGGGCCAUGAGAGGCAGGGCCUCGGCAGGGAGCGCCACACCUGCCGCCGCCGUCGUGAGGGAGCGGGCUUAGCUCACUGCUAUGGACAACGCGAUCACCUUGUGGCAGUUCCUUUUGCAACUCCUUCAGGACUCUCAAAACAAGGAUAUUAUUUGUUGGACCUCCAACGACGGAGAGUUCAAACUUCUGCAGGCAGAGGAGGUGGCUCGCCUUUGGGGGAUCCGUAAGAACAAGCCUAGUAUGAACUACGAUAAACUCAGUCGUGCUCUCAGAUAUUAUUAUGUGAAGAAUAUCAUUAAGAAAGUGAGUGGUCAAAAGUUUGUUUACAAGUUUGUGUCCUAUCCAGAAAUUUUGAAUAUGGAUCCCCUAGCAGUUGGCAGGAUUGAGGGUGAUGCUGAAGCACAGACAGGCAUUGUAGAUGCUAACAACACUACCAAGGAAACUGAGAACUGUGGGAAGGAGAAGCCUCAAUCCUGCGCAAAAUCCUCUAGUCGUAAUGACUAUAUCCACUCAGGCUUAUAUUCUUCAUUUACUUUGAACUCCCUUAAUUCCUCCUCUUGUGUAAAACUCUUUAAGCCAAUCAAGAUGGAGAAUCCAAUUGAGAAAGUGGCAGAGAAGAAAAUUCCUCAGGAGUCUACACCUUCAGUCAUAAAAUUUGUGACAAUGUGCUCCAAAAAGCCUUCACCAUCACCCCUUGCCUCUACUGCUCAACCAACAUCUAUUAUAUCAGCUGUCCCUACCCUCUCUUCUAGCUCUGAUGAAAGUCUCCAGGUUGUAGAGUCUAUAGUAACACCAAAAAUGGCGACCACUGAAACCUCAACAUCUUUGCCAAGUUUGACCACCAAUUUCACCCCUACGCCUCCUUCAGCUUCCGUUUCCCCUGCUCUCCAGGUUCCUCCCAGAUCUCCUUUGCCGUCUUUAAAUUCUAAUCCCGAUCUGAUUAUAGACACAGAGUCUGACACUUGCCAGGAGCUGGAAGAAUCUCAGGAUCAAAUCUUGGAGUUUAAAGAGCAGAGUUCCUUCAUGGUAGAAAAGGAACUUCGUCUUAGUCGAACUAGGAAGCCAAAAGGGCUGGAGAUUGCCCCCACUGUUGUCGUUACUGGCAGUGACCCAAGCCCUUUGGGAAUACUAAGUCCUUCUCUCCCUACUGCUUCUCUUACACCAGCACUUUUUUCACAGACACCUAUUUUGCUGACUCCAAGCCCCUUGCUCUCCAGUAUCCAUUUCUGGAGCACCCUUAGUCCAUUUGCUCCUCUCAGUCCGGCAAGAUUACAAGGUGCUAACACCCUUUUCCAGUUUCCAUCGGUGCUGAAUACUCAUGGACCAUUUACGUUGUCAGGAAUGGAUGGGCCCUCCACUCCUGGGCCUUUUUCUCCAGAUUUACAGAAAACAUAGCGCAUGGCUUUCUCGAAAAAGGACACAUUGGAAAAUGAGAGGAAGGUUCAUUAAAAUGAUGCAACCCAAGGAGUGAUUGGUAAUUCCACAGGAACAAUAUAUACUGACUUGAUUUUGCCAUUCCCAGUUGAAAUGCCUUUGCAGAUAUUCCCUUCAAGACAUAAGGGAAUUAAUAUGGAAAUGCCUUAAUUGGUGACUCUGCUCUGUUAUCUGUUCUCUCGCUUGCUUCUUUUUGGUUUAGGAAGUUUUUUUCUUGGUAAAGGGAACCUAAUUUUGUAUGGAUACAUUGAUUUAAUUUGUAGUAACUGAUAUCACAGCCACAGACAGCCACCCUUUUGUUGGAUAAUCUUAUGCUCUUUUUCUGUUUCACUAUAUUAUUUUAUUGGAAGUUGGAUUCCAAAAAAACAGCUGGAAAGCCUUUAAGAUUGUUUUUAGUAUUAUUAAUUUCUGUACUGCUGAUACAGGAAUGUAAUGUAUGGCUUUGAAAGGAGAAACUCUACAAGUGUAUGUUGAUGGUAUACAAGAGAUUUAAACAAACUACUAGGGGUGAUGAAUGUAGAUAAAAAAAUCUAUAUACAUAUCCUAAAAAACAUCAGUUUAUCUCCUAGCAGAGGGAUGGGACCCUUGCAGGCUUCCAUGUUGGCAGCUCACAGCAUUCUUUCUUUGGCUAAGCAGAUUUAGGGCUCUUGGGAGUUGUAGUUCAACAUCUGGAGGUCUGGAUAAUUCCUGUACCCUUGCACUUCAGCUGCAUACUGUUGAAUGAUUCAAAGGUGCAUAGAUCAUGGAUGGAAAAGGCUUGGUCUUCAAAAAUUAUUUGAAUUCUUCAAGUGAGGUAUUACUUGGUAGCAAAGAAAAGAGAAAAGAACAUGGUAAAUUAGCAAAUAAACAGACUAGGGAGCUGUGCUUUUGUGUGUGUGUGUGUGUGUGUCAGGAGCAACUUGAGGAACUGCAAGUCGCUUCUGGUGUGAGAGAAUUGGCCGUCUGCAAGGAUGUUGCCCAGGGGACUCCCAGAUGAAUUGAUGUUUUUAUCAUCCUUGUGGGAGGCUUCUCAUGUCCCCGCAUGAGGAGCUGGAGCUGAUAGAGGGAGCUCAUCCGUCUCUCUCCGGAUUCAAACCUGCAACCUGUCGAUCUUCAGUCCUGCUGGCACAGCUGUGCUGUAGGUGUGUUAUGUCAUCAGAUUAACUAUAUAGUUGUAAAUGUUGUGUUAUCAAACUGCUUGACAAGAAAAUAAGGCAUCUAAAAAAAAGGAAUCACUUCGCUUGGCCCCACCUUUGUGUGAUAUAUUUUGUGUUUAAGUCUGAGUAAUAGCUGAACUAAACAUUUUGGAUGCAUAGAUGCUCCUACAGCCAAAAACAUUAUAUCAUUACUGGAAACUUUUCUGUUGAUUACAAUGGUAUGGUGAGAGUGGUAUAACUUGGUUAUAAUCUGAAGGGAGUUAAUGGUAGUCUUUAACUUUCUGGUGAGAGAAUAGUUCAGCCUUCCAUCCCCAAAGAAAUAUCUUCAGAAUGGGGUGAUAUGUCAGCAUUCCUUGUUAUCUGGAGACAACAUUCUGUUGACUUGCAGGUACCGAAGUCUUGCUUUUAUGAUCCAUAUUGGAAAACAUGAACUGUUUUCACUCAGAAUAAUUUUCAUAGUUGUAGCCCUGUAAGUCUCUUGCAGCAUAAAAAGAAGGAAAGAAAAGGGAGAAAUAAAAGAUGAAAUAUAGUAGCACUUUUAAGACUAUUUUUACAUGAGAUUUCAUGGAUAUUAACCCACUUUUUUCAGAUGCAAUACCCAGAACAGAUGUUUAUACUAGUGGUAGUUUCGGUAUAAAGAGAUGCACAAAGAGUUAAGAGUAUUUCUGCAUAAAUGUUAACAUGCAGACUCUGGGUUGGCAGGUGCCAAGCUCAUAAGUAUAAUUUCUGAAAGCACCUUAAAUUGUGUAGUUCUAGGAACUAUUUAUUAGAAAUUAAGUACCAGAAAUGGUGCCUGAUAAUAUUUCAGUGAUCAGGUCAUGUAGCUUGGGAGUGGAAGCUAUGGCAUUGGGAAGUCUUGGUUGUCUUCUGUCAGAACUACAUCUGAAUUCUCAUCAUAGUCACAAUGGUGACUAUUAGUGGAUUCUUUGGGUGCAAAGAUGAUGAAAAUGUGGUAACCAUUUGCACCAAUAUCUCUGGUGCAAAGCUAAAAUUAUUGGAUUGGAGGGAAGGUGGUAGUUCUGUUUUGUGUGCAUGGAGUCAUCCAAGAUUGGGCCUUUGUGAAUCCCUGAAUAAUGGACUACUUGAGUUUUGUCCUAAAGGGAUUUCUUCAGAUCUAGAUUAAUUUCAAACUCUAUUUGGGCAUUUUCCUCUAAAAGGGAAAUAGACAUAAACUAUCUUGAAUGUCCCCAGGCAUCCAGCAGUAUCAGAGGCCAUACAGAGGACUGAAGAGGGUUUUGUAACCACAUUAGAUUGAAAAUAAUUACAGAGUUCUCUUGAUUGGGGACUCUGAUAAGGCGGUUUUCCUGAUAAUAGGAGUUACGUAACACAGCAGCUCUGAAUGCUGUUGUUAAGCCCUCUUCAGAUCCUCAGGGACUCUUCUCAGGCAUUCAUUUGAGUUGUUUGUAAUUUUAUAUAUGGGAUGCCAUUUUAAUAUGAUGAGAUUUGAUCCACAUCCACAGAUUUUGAUAUCCACAAGGAAGUUCCGGUACAAACCCUUAGUGAACAUGAAGGAACCACUAUAUAUUUGGUUGCCCUCCCAAACACAGUCAUAAUAAAAAGUCUGAUGAGAAGAAAAGAGUACAGCUUUGAGCAUCCAUUAUUUGGAAUUAGAAAUUCUCCAGAACCAUCCAUGUAGUGUCUGAGAUGGUGACACGUUUGCUUUGUGACAAUUCAUUGUACACAACCUUUGUUUAAUGUGCCAAAUUGUUUAAAAUGUUUUAUGAAGUUACAAUCAGGCAAUGUGUAGGAUCACAUAUAAUGAAUUUCAUUUAUAGACUUGAUUUCCAUCUACAAGAUCUCAGUAUGUACAUGUAAUAUGUAAGCAUAUUCCAAAGCAUACUCCUCAGUUUCAUAUUCCAUACUGAAAUCCAAAGCACUUCUGGUCCCAAGCAUUUUGGAUAAGAGAUACUCAACUUGUAUCUAAUUCAUCAGCCCCCCAAAAGACAGUAGACAUAGAUUGGACUUUAUUGAGGCACUUGCCAGUGUAGAAGGUUCCAGUAGGAGGGGAAAGGCGCAGAUAUAGAGAAAUAAACAUCAGAAAAGCAGCCUGCUCCGAACUACUAUUUUGCCAGACUUCCCUUCACCUUGGAAAGUAACAUAGGGUUCUGACUUGUGUGUGCUGUCUAUGAAUUCUAGCAGGUUACUGUGAGUUCUUUUCAAGACCAAAUAAGAGAAUGAGUAGCUAAUUCAAGGACUGUUUGAAGCCCUCAAUGUGUUUGUGCAACUCUCCCCAAAUUCCCCCAUUCAAAACCAUAAGUAAAAGGGAAUGAAUGCUCCUCAAAGCCUUUGCAAAUAGUAAUUCCCUUAUGAAGUCAGGGCUGUGCUUGGAUGUGAGAUGACUUUUUCUGCAUUUUUAAAAUUCAUUUUUUAAAAGUUGGAUUCCUGGAAACUUCUGUUUUGGGACAUUCAACCCAUGACAUGGUCUCUUCAGAGCAGAGGGGAAAUUGGCCACUGGGCACUUGUCACAGUUGCCCUUUCUUAAAAAUGGAAUUUGAAAGGUUCUUUUGUACCAAAAUUGAAUGUGCAAUAUUUUAUAGGUUCUUUUCAAUAAAAAUGUACAGAAAAACAGUUGAAAAUAGUAGACGAGGUUGUGCAUCCUCCAUUCUUGUGUUUGCACAGUGAUUUUUAUGCUGUUUCUAUUGGGCAAGUAAUAGCACUUUUUAAGGGCAGUUUUUUUAAACAAAGCUGGUUGUUGUUGGUGUGUGUAUUAAGUAGAAGAGUGUUCAAGUGUGGUUCUUGCUUUAAAUUCUUUUUGAGCACUAAAAGAAUGGCUCUUAAACUGUUAGCUUGCUGUUUUCCAUUAGCAGGAAGAAAAUCUUUCUGAAAAGAACUGUAAUUGGUUGUGUUAUAUGCGAUGCACCUGUGCAGUAUAUAUAAUUAGACAUACAAGUGAAUCCAGAUUAUCUUAGUAACAGGUUUUUUUUUAUUCUACUUUCAUAAACCAGAUCCAUCAGUUUUACAGUUCCACUGUGGAAGCUGGUUGACCAUCCAAGGCUGAAGUUUAAAUUUGCUGAAACUCUGUGGUUUCAUUAUAUGGAGGCUGUAUAUAUAUAUAUCAAUGUGGUUUUCAAUCUUUGUCUCUGCCUUAUAAAAAUAUCAGUCAUUUGAGAGUUUAUAACAGAUAGUCAUUGAUCUCUUGAUGGAUUAUUUCCAUUCAGGGCUGAACAUUGUCAGGAACCAAAAUUUGGACCAAUGCAUCUGGUUCUGAAAAUUUCCGUCUUUGUUCAAAUGCACAUGUGAAAGUAAAGAAUUCUGAAAAAAAAAAUCUGAUUAUAAAGGCAGAAGUUAUUGCCCAGUUUUUAAAAGGCAGCUUGUUCUUCUUUGCCUAUUGACUCUUUCUCCUCGUUUUUCAUUGGCAUUGUGAUUUUAUGCCAUUGGGCCUUCACCUAAACAACCUUCCAAGUUUUCUGGCCUGCAAUCCACUUGAGUAAAUUAGCUCUGAGUCCCCUUUGGGGUGAGAAGGGCGACAUGUAAAUGCCAUAAAUAAAUAAACAAAUAAAUAAAUGAUUCCUGCCAGGACCUCACUCCCCCAGUAAGGAAAUAUCCGUUCCCAAAAUAUAUUUUCAGAUUGUGAUUCAACUGGAUACAAGUAAGGAAAGAACUUACUGCUUUCAUGUCAGUUUUCCUUUCCGCAACAUAGCUGUUUUAAAUAUCUGUAAUUGCCCAUAUUUUCGAUUAUGAUUGAUGUAAUGAAUGUCUGAUGCUUUCUUUUUAUUUGUAUUUUGCUGACAACAGAGUCACUCUGAAGUGUCACUGAGUUUUCUUUAGUAAUUAAUGAUAUUUUAGUUCUAUUCCUAGUUUUUCUGAUAGAGAAAGGAACAAUGCUCGUAGUCUAACAAGUUGGCAGUAGUGGUGCCAUCCAAGUGUGUAAUGGGUUUAUUUCGUCAUUCAGAAUUUACAAUCUUUAGGACAUCCUAUAUCAUUCAUCUAUCCACUUCACAUUGUUAUUGCAUUUUACAGAACAAUAUAUAACAGACAUUUUGUCAUUAAAAAGGAAAAUACGAAGGGAUGCUCAAUCAACUAAAAUUUAUAUUUCAAAUUUGUCAAUUUUGUAGUAAGGAUUUCCCCCUUUCUUUCGUCAUUUCCCUCAAUGAGAAAUGACAAAUGGUCUUCAGGAGAUCAUUGGAAUGUAGUAUUAAUCUGAAUUUCCCAUUUUUGUAUAAUGACAAAUGCUAGUAUAAUUAAACCACAGUGUAAUCAGCAAGGGAAGGAGGGAACAAAUGAGAAUACAGCAUCUGACCUAAUUCAGUAUCUGUUUUGUUGCAUUGAUGUGUUCUUCUUUUAACUAAAAGCUGGGCAAAUCUUCCCGUUAGCACACAGAAAUUCUUUAUUUAUGAUCAGUUAUGUAAACACACUUGACAUAUUUGCUCAGUUCUUGUGUUUGAGUACAUCUUAUUCUGGGAAAAGAGUGUGGUGGGAUAAAGAAUGGAGUUCUUGUUAUACACAAAACAUACAUACACUGUAUGUUUACUCAGACAUGCUAUUGAUUCCAAUGUGACUUGUUUCAAUAUAAGUUUGUGUAACACCACAGUCUUGGAAAAGUGAAAGGAUAGGAUGCUGGUCCAUUCAAAGGGCAUCUUUCAAAGAUUAAAUCUUCAUAAUAUAGGUUUUCUUUUAUCUAUCCCUUUUCAAAUGGCAGUAAGCAUGGCCUUAUGAUAGCUUGGUGUAUAAUUGUAUUUUUCUUUCUUUUGACCCAGUGGCUUGUUAUUUCAGGAAUGCUCAUUUCCAAAGUCAUUUUUUGCCUGUCAGUUUCAUCAUGAGUGCUUUUGUUCUAUUUUCUUGGUGACUUUUUCAUUAUUCAAGUUAGUGAGCACAAUGUGAUACCGAUCAUUGCAUUGCCAACUGUCCACUGAACAGUCUUCCUUGUUUUCUGUCUGGUUUAGUACUUGGUUGGGUGAAACAAGCAAUAUUGGCUUUAGUUGUCCUUUUACUUUCAAAAUAGGAAAUCUAGCUAGUGAGCACAAUCACUCAAUAGAGCAUCAUAAAAGUUGCUAGUCCCAUCUUCUAUGAGAAAUUAAGUACAAAUGAGGAUGAGUUACUGAAUUUGGAGAAAGAUAAGUGUGCCAACUAUACAGUAUAUUUUCCUCAUUAUCCAAACAAUCCCAUGCUGAGAGUACCUGUCUCAAUGAUUGCACAUUUCAGGUUGCCCGGCUAAGACUGUUUGCGUCAAAAGAAGUACUGAUCACAAAAGCAUAACAAUUUUGCUAUUGUCAUGGCUAUUCAACUCUUUUCAAACUAUAGAAAAAUCUGACUAAAAUGUGAAUGGUCCCUCUGUCAUAAAAUUAUGUAGACAUAAUUUGACUCAUCCAGAGAACUGUCAAGCAAGAGCCUUUAUGUGAUUCCAGUGGAUAUCUUGAUCUUUCUUUUCUUUGAAUGCCACUUUGGACUAGUUUUUGAAAUCUGUUACACCAGCAGUGAGGGUUUUGCUGCUAUUUCCAAAAUUUGGAUGUAAACACUCUUUAUAAUGAAAGAACAAAUUCCAUGAUUCUCCAUUUCUCCCCAACACUCAUCCCGCUUUCCCCCAGGUAUAGAAUAUUACUAAUCAAAUGGAGGAGGCUAAUCCAAAUGUUUCGGGGAAAAUUGGCGUUAAGAGUCAAUAUACUAUAAUAUAAAGGACCCAUAUGGGCAUCUAGAUUGUGUAUUUAUUAUAUAUACAUGAAAUGUACUGCACUUUGUAACUGCAGCUUUUAAAGUAUCUUGCACUUUCAGGAUUUCUAGUUCUAUUUGUUAUGCUAUCCUUUGUCUAUCUGUUGUAAUAUAAAUUUUAAACUAUAGGAUAUGGUGUGAUUUUCUCCCAAAGUGUCUUAAACUCAUCUGGGAAUGGGUUCAUGUGUAACAUUCUCCAUUCAGUGGUUCAUAUCAUUUAAUAAUCCAAAUGACUGAAAUUAAGCCAAGUUGGGGAACCUUUGGCCCAGAAGUUGAAAUGUUCUCCACCCCCAAGCGAUGGUUUACUUGACUAAUAUUCAAUCUUGAAAUGAAAAACAUCUCUUCAGUUUUCUUUUCUGUGAUCCUUGGUAGUAGCACUUAAUAUGAAUGAGUGAACUGGUCUUUAACUGAAUUGUUGUCAAAUUUGAAUUUGAUAAAACAUUUAUUUUGAAAUCUUUUAUAUACAGUGAUUCACUCAAAAGCAACCUCUUCUCUGCAAAUUGAUCUUAUCCCCUUUUGAAAACAUCUCGGACACUGAACAUAUUGUAGCUAUGAAUUUUAUUUAAAAAGAAGACUAGAUUAAUUGGAAAUUUCUAUUUUCAGUUUGUCUUCACAUCUGGAUGAUCUUUAUAACAUGGCGUUUCUUGUGGCUGACAUAAUAGUAGAGCAAAGCAUGGUGAGGUGAAUAUUUGGGGUUUCUAGGAGGCCUUUGGAGCUGUGCGAUUUCUUUGGUAAUAAGUUUUGAAACUCUCAGUAACAUCACUGACUUUCAUUCUUGCUGUGCAGUUGCACCCACUUCUAAAUGCUCGUAAGUGUUCAAGGAUGUCUUUUCAUGAAUACUUUGUAAACGGAAAAAUAUUGUCCUACAUAAUUUGUAAAAAUUUCAUUUGUAUGUUAUUGCAGUGUUACCAGAUGGCCUUAUGUACAUCACAGUGCUUGUGAUAAGUACAGUAGCAAACUUUUUGUUUUCUGUUUAUUUUCUCAGUUAAUACUUUUCUGCAUCAUGGAAGAAUAUGCAAGGGAAAUCGAGAGGUUGAGAAGAGUGAGAGGGUAGUGGGAAAGCGAGCCAAUUAGCAUAUAUAUGAUUUAGAGGCACCUUGAGGAGAAGAGAUGUGGUUGCAGGACCUGCAUGAUUUCAAGUAGGUGUAUACAGAUAAAGGGUGGGCAACUAUCUGCACAAGUUUGCGGGCCACAUUGGCCACCUGCUGGGUCACAUUGCCCACCACUUCAUUGUUUUGUGAACAAGUUUUUCAAUUUUUCCCCAAUCACUCAACAUCUUCAGGGAAUAUGUAGAUCUGUUUUAGACCCUUUGUUCAAUAAGUAAAGUCAACAGGAAUUGACAUCUGGUUUACAUCUUUAUUACAUAAAGGCCUUUUCCUGGGUGUGGAGUCUAUUUGACAAGUGGGUGUGUGCAUGGAGGCUUUUAUUUGACAAGGAUAUAUGUGUAUGCUUUGAAUUUUUUUGAAGUUGAUUGAAAUAAAUGGAGGAGGGUAUUUCUUUUUAAGAAACAACUCUGUCCAGCCACCACAGUCAGCCCACCCUGAUGUAGAUGGUGUCCCUGCCAUUGCUCUUUUACUAGUAAGCUAACAUAGUUGAUUUCUUCUUUCCCUAACAAUUUGGUUAGUGCUCCUAGAGGAAUCUCUUCUUUAGCCAGAAAAAAGUAGAACAGCCUUAAUUAUUCACUUCUAACUGAAGACGUGAUCCUCCUCCAGGCUAAAUAGCACAGGAAGGAGGAAGUGAAGAAAGUUAUGCUUGGAUCACAGUGUUUUUUGUACUGCAGAUGGUAUCACCUUCUAAGCUAGAACAAAGGAAAGGCCCUACUCUUGGAAUGCCUUCCUCCCUUUAUCAAGCUUUUGCACUAUUUCUUGGAGAGGAAAAACCACAUCUAAAUUUAUGUUAUCACCUACCUGCCCUUGUGCAAACAUUUGUGACCCACUGCAGAAAGUGGAAUGGUUCUUGGCUUUGCAUGGAUGUCCUGCAACAUCUGUGCAUCCUGAAAUAUCUGGGAGUCUGUUUCAGUGCACCUGAGAACCAUCUUUCCCAAUUGCUGAAUGAUCCCAGUAGCCAAAAUCUCAACAUGAAGACAUGUCUCUCAGAUUCACUGAAACAGAUUGCUGGAUAUUACAUGUUUCAUAGAUGUUGCAGGACAUCCAUCCAAGGCUAUGCUGUCUGAUUUCUUAAUAUCUUCCUAAUAUUUAGCCUAUUGUUACAAUAUUUGUGUGGAGUUAGUUGUGAGAAACUAGUUUCUUCAAGUCUUGUUCCAUUUUUUAACCAUUGAAAAUGUUUUAUCUUUUUAUAUAUCCAGUAUAUUGAUGCCAUUGUUAAAAUGAUGCUGGUGUGUAAUACAGUUGCAUAAAUAGCCAAAGUUCUAAGUGACGUUUCAGUGUUACUGCUUUGACCAAAAGCACCUCUGAAUGAGAUAUUAGGAGGACCUUCAUGAUGUUGGUUAGAAAGGGAAGAAAAUGUUGGGAAAUCUUUUUAAAAAGGAACAUGCUUUAAAUGUAACCAUGAAUUCUACAAUAUAAGGUGUUCAGUCAGGGACUGCACGGUGGGUCAUACUGUUUCGUGGAUUGGUUUGCAUUUAAUGGUUGGUGUAUUAUUUGUUGCCUAUCAAAACAUAAUGAAGGUCUUUUGUGAAGAAUCAGGUGUUUUUUCUAUUGUUUAGACUUCUGUGCAAAAAGAAAAAAAUUGUGGCAGUUUUUUAAAAAAAACAAUUUUGAGGGAACGUUAAAUAUUUUAAGAUCUGACAAAAAUUGCUUUGUAUAAUAAUGUAAGCUGGCUUUAAAUGUAGCAAAUCAUGUUAAUAUGUAUGUGCAAUCAGACUUGGAAAACAGUUGUAUUUUUUUAAAUAAAUAUUUUUAAACAAAA
Anolis sagrei ordinatus is the source of this 11218-nucleotide messenger RNA. RefSeq names its product ETS transcription factor ELK4 (gene ELK4). The record is from RefSeq and is a predicted model, not a curated record. Gene Ontology annotation, cellular component: nucleus. Gene Ontology annotation, biological process: regulation of transcription by RNA polymerase II; cell differentiation. Lineage: Eukaryota; Metazoa; Chordata; Lepidosauria; Squamata; Anolidae. Gene Ontology annotation, molecular function: sequence-specific DNA binding; DNA-binding transcription factor activity, RNA polymerase II-specific.